Molecule: messenger RNA, 1695 nt
Organism: Syngnathoides biaculeatus (alligator pipefish)
Lineage: Eukaryota; Metazoa; Chordata; Actinopteri; Syngnathiformes; Syngnathidae
Gene: neurod1
Product: neuronal differentiation 1
Exons: 3
Coding region: 625-1695 (356 amino acids)
Biological process (GO): nervous system development; regulation of DNA-templated transcription
Molecular function (GO): protein dimerization activity
Source: RefSeq, a predicted model, not a curated record
AAUUAAAAAAAAACUUGUACCUGGUGAAAAUUGCUUUUAACUGAUGAUGUAAUGUCUGUUUUCAUCGUUUACUUAUUUAAAUAAUAAUAAACAUUUGCUAUGAUGCUUAGAACAUCUUAAUAUGAUGACUAACGACUUUCUUUUUAAACUGUGUGGAUAAGUUGAAUGAAAAUUUGAUCUCUUUUGGUGUUUUCAUAAAAAUGGCUCUAUUAUUUUAGAACACUUUUGUCUCACACUGAAAAAAACAAUAUCAUCAUAAAAAUGUUCUGUUCAAGAAUAAUGUAAAACCUAGUCUAAAAACAUUUGUGGAAAAACAAUCUCAUUACAAAAAUUUUAAGUAUUGAAUGUUAAAUUUUGCAGGUGUUUAAUAAUUACAAUUCACAUUUGGGGAUGAAUAAUCUUUGAAAUAGAUUACUGCAAUCUUUGAUAAGAAGGUAAUCAUAAUACAAAAUUAAUAUUGAGCAGCCACAAAAGUCAGUUUUCUGCAUCAUGGAUAGUAUUAAUUUUUUUCUUAUAAUUUUCAAAAUAAAAUAAUUGUUGCCAAUAACCUCAUAAUGUGUUAACAUGAUGAUUAGGUUUUUUCAAUGUCGACAUGGUGAAUGAAAAUCCCGUUUUGUAUUAAUAAUGAAAAACUGCAGCACCAGGAUCUUCAUCAUCAUCAUCAUCAUCAUCAUCAUGACAAGAUCAGAGCAGAAUUUCGGUGAGUCUGAGGUUCAGCAGGAGGAGGCGGGCAGCCCCACAGGAGCAGGAACUGGAGCUGGUGCAGGAACGGGAGGGGAGGAGGAAGAGGAAGACGAGCGCUGCUUGAUGGACGAGGACGAGGAAGAGGAGGAAGACCAGGAGGAAGAGCCAGACCAGGACGACGGCGAGAACAAACCCAAAAGACGAGGACCUAAGAAAAAGAAGAUGACCAAGGCGCGCAUGCAGAGGUUCAAAGUUCGGCGUAUGAAAGCCAACGCUCGCGAACGCAACCGCAUGCACGGCCUGAACGACGCUCUGGAGAGUCUGCGUAAAGUGGUACCGUGUUACUCCAAGACCCAAAAACUGUCCAAGAUCGAGACUCUACGCCUGGCCAAGAAUUACAUCUGGACCCUCAGCGAGAUCCUGCGAUCUGGGAAAGCCCCAGACCUCAUCACCUUUGUACAGGCGCUCUGUAAAGGUCUUUCCCAACCAACCACCAACCUGGUGGCGGGCUGCCUCCAACUGAACCCUCGCACCUUCCUACCCGACCAGUCACCCGAGCUCCAGGCCCACCUCCCUCCUCCGGGUGGCACUCCCUACGUAGGCCACUUCUCUUACCAGAGCCCGGGCCUGACGCCAGGCCUGCCCAGCCCGCCCUACGGUACCAUGGACCCGUCGCAUAUCUUCCACCAGGUGAAAGGUCCGGCGUACGGCGCCCCGGAAGCGUACUUCGAAGGCGUCCUGGUGACGGACAGCCCCGCUUUCGACCCGCCCCUCAGCCCCCCCCUCAGCAUCAACGGAAACUUCUCGUCCUUCAAACACGAGGCGGCGGACUACGACAAGACCUACUCCUUCAGUGUGCACUACGGCGGCGGGGGAGGCACUCACGGAGGGGGGGGUGGCACUCACGGUGGCGUCUACACGCAGGUGGACAACCUGAUGGGCUUCGAUGGACACUCGCAUCACGAGCGGGUGAUGAACGCCCAGCUCAAUGCCAUCUUCCACGAGUCCUGA